UGCAAGCAAGUUAUUUAUUCUUAUCAGAUGUUGUCUAUUGCUUCAAUGAAAACACCAUGACCAAAAAGCAAGUUAGGGAGGAAAGGGUUUAUUUGGCUUACACGUCUAUAUUGCUGUUCAUUACUGAAGGAAGUCAGGAUAGGAACUCAAGCAGGGCUGGAACCUGGAGGCAGAAGCUGAUGCACAGGCCAUGGAGGGGUGCUGCUUACUGGCUUGUGCAGCUUGCUUUCUUACAGACACCACCAAUAAGCCCAGGGGUGGUACUACCCACAAUGGGCUGGGUCCUCUCCCACCAAUCAUUGAGAAAAUGCCUUACAGUUGGAUCCUAUGGAGGCAUUUUCUCAAAGCUCCCUCCUUUCAGAUAACUCUAGUUUGUAUCAAAUUGACACACAAAACCAGCCAGUACAGAUGUGCUGAACUUUUCUAUCAGAAGGGUAGUCCCAUGCCAGGCAGGCACUGUAGACAGAGGGUCAGAAGGCCUUGAGAAGUAGGCGGUGCUUUUCCCAGGCCGGGGGAAGGCAGGGAGUUGUAAGUAAUCUGGAAAGAGCGUUGCCGAUGUGGUCCAGGAAGCUCAAACCCUAGAGGUUGUAACAAGCCCAAAGUCCUACACGCGCGCCCAGCAGCCCCUUUAAAGAAGCACGAACUGCGCGUGCGCCGGAACACACGUCACUACUCUAACUACAUAUAGCUCGCGGGCUUAGGCUGGACGCCGUGCUCCCUCAACAGAUUUUGAUUGGAUACCGCCUUUCCUAGUGCCUGGUGCAGUUGAUAAACAGCUCUAUUGUCCAUUCGUCGCCCGUUUUGCUCGCAGAGGGUGGAGCCCGGCGAUACGGCCAAUGGCAGGUGGUUUUGUUGGCGACCACGGCGGUGCAGCCCCGGAGCGAGCUUAGGACAGGCGCCACUGCCGCAGGAGGCGCGAGCUGUUGUAACAAUGUGCUUCCAUCCUGUGUCCAGGAGACUCAGUCUAGUGAGGGGACAAAGGCGUUCAGAUGGCAGAAAACAGUCUUUCAGAUGGAGGCCCUGCAGAUUCUGUGGAAGCUGCUAAAAAUGCCAGUAAUACAGAAAAACUCACAGACCAGGUGAUGCAGAACCCACAAGUGCUGGCAGCUUUGCAGGAACGUCUUGACAACGUCUCUCACACUCCUUCUAGUUACAUAGAAACUUUACCUAAAGCUGUCAAAAGAAGAAUUAAUGCCCUGAAGCAGCUCCAGGUGAGGUGUGCGCACAUAGAAGCUAAGUUCUACGAGGAAGUUCAUGACCUGGAGAGGAAGUAUGCAGCCUUGUACCAGCCUCUAUUUGACAAGAGAAGAGAAUUCAUCACUGGUGACGUGGAGCCCACAGAUGCAGAGUCAGCGUGGCACAGUGAGAAUGAGGAGGAGGACAAGUUGGCUGGAGAUAUGAAGAAUAAAGUAGUCAUAGCUGAGAAAGAAGCAGCAACAGUGGAAGAGCUGAACCCCAAAGGCAUCCCUGAGUUCUGGUUCACCAUCUUCAGAAAUGUGGACAUGCUUAGUGAGCUGGUGCAGGAAUAUGAUGAACCGAUCUUGAAACAUCUGCAGGAUAUUAAAGUGAAGUUUUCAGACCCUGGACAACCUAUGUCUUUUGUGCUAGAGUUUCACUUUGAACCCAACGACUACUUCACCAAUCCUGUCCUGACGAAAACGUACAAGAUGAAAUCAGAGCCAGACAAGGCCGACCCGUUUUCUUUUGAAGGUCCUGAAAUUGUGGACUGUGAUGGGUGUACAAUAGACUGGAAGAAAGGAAAAAAUGUCACAGUCAAAACCAUCAAGAAAAAGCAGAAGCACAAGGGCCGGGGCACCGUACGAACCAUCACCAAGCAAGUGCCCAAUGAGUCCUUCUUCAACUUCUUCAGCCCCCUGAAAGCCUCUGGAGAUGGAGAAUCUCUGGAUGAAGAUUCCGAGUUCACCUUAGCCUCUGACUUUGAAAUUGGGCACUUUUUUCGUGAGCGCAUCGUGCCACGGGCUGUCCUCUACUUCACUGGGGAGGCCAUAGAGGAUGAUGACAAUUUUGAAGAAGGCGAGGAAGGUGAAGAGGAGGAAUUGGAAGGUGAUGAAGAAGGAGAAGAUGAGGAUGAUGCUGAUGUUAACCCCAAGGUGUAAUUUUUGUGUUAAUCAUUCAUGCGUUUCUAGAAAGAACCCAGCCAGCCAGCGGAGUGCAAGCAGCAGUGAGAAGCAGUGACCCUGUGGGGCCGCCUUGUGGAUGGCUGUCAGGACCGCAGGCCGCAGGCAGGGGCCUCAGUCCCUGCCAAAGCAGAAUUUUGUUGACAGUGCUGUGACAUCUAACCAUUUCCAAGUGCAUGAUUCCUCUCCCCUUUCCCUUCUUACUUUGCUAAACUUGUACAGUGGAGACUGCUGCAGUUCAGAAUAGGAGAUUAGUUGUAGCACCUGCAGCUUUGGUGCCUGAAGAUCACUUGGGGUGGACCGAGGUUGUGCCUGGGAUUGACAGAGCCUGUGAUUGUGUGCACCCGGCCCUCCCUACUGGCAAGGCCCCAUGAUUUCCAGCUGCUGAACUGCGUGGGAAGCUGCUCCAGCUGCUGUGCCCUAGUCAUCGCCCAAGCACUGUAGAGGAAGCUGUGCUCGCCUUAGAGCAUUUUUUUUCUUGCGUUUUGGUUUUAGGGGUGGGUGGGUUGUGGCACACACCUCUGAGGCCAGAGCCAUCGGGUUCACCCUCGUACUUAUUUAUUUACUUGUGCUUGGGGAGCUUUGGACUUCACUGUCCUCCCACUUACGAGACCAUGUUGCUGACUUGAUCAGGAGGAUGUGACACCAAGUGGAGGGAGGCUCAUGGAGGAAGCCCUGCUGCUUCCUGCCACCAACUGCUGUGCUGUGCUGUGCUGUGCCAUGCAGACUACAUGUUAUUGCCGCUGGAAGUUGGCAGGCUGUAGCCAGGGGACAGAAGUUCUCCUUCACUAGGGAUCUCUGGCCUGUGGAGUACAGCUUCAGCUUGUACUGUGCACACCAGGGCCACACCUGGGUUUGGUGACCAGUUGGUGGUUGGUGUGUGUGGGGGGAGGGGUGUUUCUGAGAGUAUGGUGGUGUCUCUGGUAGCCAGGACAGCCAUGUCCACAGUGACCAGCCAUGUAGAGUGUGCUCAGCCUUACCCAAUAACACAUUUGUAACUGAAUACGGUGUUUUCAAUUUGUACAGAAUAGUUAGGAUAUUCUAUUAAAGUUGUGAAACACAAACUGA
Messenger RNA from Mus musculus (house mouse), 3206 nucleotides. RefSeq names its product nucleosome assembly protein 1-like 4 (gene Nap1l4). Bases 990 to 2117 code for a protein of 375 amino acids. The transcript has 17 exons. The record is from RefSeq and is a predicted model, not a curated record. NCBI's taxonomy places the organism in Eukaryota, Metazoa, Chordata, Mammalia, Rodentia, Muridae. Gene Ontology annotation, cellular component: cytoplasm; nucleus; chromosome. Gene Ontology annotation, biological process: nucleosome assembly.